Salvelinus namaycush (lake trout) is the source of this 3377-nucleotide messenger RNA. Its product is annotated as WD repeat-containing protein on Y chromosome-like. Gene Ontology annotation, molecular function: protein binding. The transcript is spliced from 22 exons. Lineage: Eukaryota; Metazoa; Chordata; Actinopteri; Salmoniformes; Salmonidae. The coding region runs from base 1 to 3174 and encodes 1057 amino acids. The record is from RefSeq and is a predicted model, not a curated record.
AUGCUGCUGGAGUACAGGGAGAAGGACUCCCUACAGAAGCAGAACCGUCCCCUCUACUUCCCCAAACCUCUAAAGAUCGUCCCUGUUGCCCACUGUGAGCCCAUCGUUCGGCUGCAGUUCUACCCCUUCCAGACCCCCCAGGCAGAGAAGAACGGGGGGCAGGGCAGGGCCGUGCCCAAAACCCGCGCCCAGCUGGGACGCUACCUGUCUGUCAGCCGAGAUGGCAUCCUCAACUACUGGAGCGAGAGGUUCAAACUGACACGCACUGUCAACUUGGACCAGCUGAAACGAGCCCCCCCCUCCACCUCCAUCCAACAGAUCUGGGUAACCGACAUGAUCUGCUUGAGCAACCUUAACCUCCUGGCCAUCGCCUCCACCGGACGAGACGUUGGUGUGUAUGCAUGUGUGGAGCCUGCAGCAAGUGCAUGUGAGGAGUUUUAUGACAUCAGCGCCAGCAAGUGUGACAUUGUAUUCUCUCUGACUGGACUGGAGGGCUACGCGGUUGUCAUGGAUUACUGGUCAGAUGGAACCAAAGCAGUGUUUUCGAUAGGGGACAUUGAGGGUUAUGUGUCUGUCUUCAUCUCCAGUGAUGUGCUCCAGUAUGGACUGUUCAACAGCGGGGCCUUUAAGUCUGGGGGGAAUUGCCGCAUCCCUGUCCCAGCUCUGUUGAAGAACACCUCCAAGUAUUUCCUGUGUUUCAAAGUGGCCCUGCACAAUAACUGGUGCCAUCAGAUCCGCUUUCUACCGGAGUUAAACGCUGUCGCCACCUGCUGUGCAUCUGACCAAACUUCCAUGGUUCUCACCACUGUGCCCCACUCUCAGAAGGCUAAAAUCCACAACUCAUUCUUUCAGCUGAGGAAGGGAAUCCUCUGCUUUGACUACUCUCCCGAGUUUAACAUUCUGGUGACUGGAGGCUUUGACCGCAUUGUGAGGAUAUGGAACCCCUACGUGAACAACUGUGCCACCUCUCAGAUGAAGGGCCACUCCACAGCCAUCACACACAUCGUGGUCAACAGCAGCGACAACAAGAUCAUCAGCAUCUCCAAGGACAAGAAUGUGCGUGUGUGGGACCUGCAGGACUGUGCCUGUCUCCAGAACAUCCACUCCAGGAAUGUGACCAUGAGUCGCUUCCCUAUCUCAAGUGUCCACUACAACAGAGACACCAACACCCUGGUGCUGGCCACCUUUCUGAUAGGGGUUCUACAUGGAGUGGUGGAUGAUGUGGAUACUGUUCACAAGCUGCAGACAUCACAUGAGCAGCCCCUGUGUACAGCUCUCUAUAACACCAACUUCAAACAGGUAGUGAGUGGCUGUCAUAACGGCGUGGUGAGUGUGUGGGAAAUCCUGACUGGGGAGAAGGUCAUGCAAUUCCAGACAUCCCCGGAGAAGGCGGUGGAGGUGACGGCCAUGACGUUUGACGGGCCCAAGCGCCGCCUCAUCACGGGGUCCAAGGAUGGUAGCCUGCGCCUGUGGAACUUCAACAACGGAGCGCUGCUAGCUACACUCCCCAUACUGAAUGAUAACGAGGUGACGGGGGUCAUUUACAUCAACCAAAGGAUAUAUGUGUCCGGCUGGAGCAAAAGGGUCAUGUGGUACUUGGAUGUGAAGGAGGAUAUGGAGAUGGAGUACCGUAUCUGGAACCAGUACCAUGCCGAGGAUAUCUACUCCAUGCAUGCCCACGGCAACAAGAUGCUUGUGACCGCCUCCUACAGUGGUGACAUCAUCGUAUGGAACAUCGACUCGGGGCGAGCCUUCUGCCGCUUCAACGCCUGCGAGAGUUCGCGACCACUGCUGCCCAAUCGGGUGAUUGACAGGUCAGCUUUUGACAGAUUUGAGGCGUCAGAGUCUAAGGGCUCGUUUGAUGAGAGCGAAUGGACAGAUUCAUCAGAGUACAGAGGGGAGGCCACAGUCUCCCAUUCCAGCCAGGGGGUCUCAGUGGGGCCCGGUGCACCCCCACCUCAUCCCCCCUCUCCUCAGGAGGACAAGGACAGCUCUUGCAGCAGCCCCCCUGAGAUGAUCCAGGAGGAGUCAGGCGCUGAGAAAGAAAAUGAGAGAACUCAUCAGAAGAAGUCGCCAAAGCAGCGGCACAAGAGCGGCAAACCUCAGCCGAUCAGUGCAAAAGAGUUAGAGAAACCCAGACUGGCUGUGGAGAAGGCUCUUUUCCUGGGAACCAGGGAGCGGAGCCCUGACACAGCCAUCCUGCUGACCAGUGCAGCUGACGGCUAUGUGUACGCCUGGUCCAUCCACCACCUGGGGGGGCUGCUGGGAAAGUUCCGGGCGGUCCACUCCGAGGGCACGGCCAUCACCACCAUGUCUACUGAUCUGCAAGACCAGAUGCUGCUAACUGGGGACAGCACCGGCUACAUCAUGGUGGUGGAUGGCUGGAGCGUCUCCCUCACCCCUCCGCCCCUCCUCAGCUCCUGGCGGGGUCACCUGAAGGGCAUCGUUAGUCUGGAGUACGUGGAACGUUUCCGCCUCAUUGUCACCGCCAGCCUGGAUUGUAACGUGCGACUGUGGACCAUCGCUGGCAGCUACAUAGGCACAUUUGGCCAGGCCCAGUGGUGUGUGGGAGACCACCAUGCCUUCCCCUGGGAACUGCCAGUGGACCUGAGGAGGGUUGGCUCCUGCCAGACCCUCAAAGUGCUCAACCAGGGAACACAACCCCACUGGAACUGUGCCAAGCGUAUCCUGGAGACACUGACCCAGCAGAAGCUCCGGCAUACAGCCAUGGCAAGCACUGCCUCUGACCUGCAGGAACUGGUGCCAGCCGACCCACGAAUCGCCCAGUACAGCAACGACCAGAUCGAGGAGACCUGGCAGCACUGGCAAGAGAAGGGCAAACAGACGAGUGCCAUCCUGGGGCUUGCCUACAAGCAGAAAGUGAGGCACCGGCCCUCCUGUCCCCUGGACCUCCAGGUGUCCUUUAGCAGCCGAGAGCAGCUACGGGUGUACAAGUCGAUGCCCUGCACAUCCCUGCUGCCCAUCAUCCAGCCUCCGGUACCUGAGUUACUGAAGGAGCAGCAGCAGAAGACCCAGGACGGGGCUGACAUGCUGGGCAAGCAGAAGAGGAACAACAAGCGUGGCGCUCAUGUACGCUUCAGCUCGGCCAAAGGGGCGCGCAGGAAGUCUAUUGCUCCCAAACAGCAGAUCAGGGGAGGCAGCAGCAUCGCCUAGGGAACUGAGUAGCUGUGAUUGUGGCAGUGUCCAUUGGUUUUACCUGUUAUUUCUCCCUGUUUCUGAAUUAACUGUUUCAAUACACACUUUGUGUAAUUACUGUCAUGUUAUUAAAUUGUUUUAAUUGGCACCAGUUUCACUGUCUACCACACAGUGGUGACAACCUUCGAGUGGACUUAGGGCUAUCAGUUAUCUCCAGUUGC